AAUUGCUGAACUUGGAUUUGGAAAAUCAAGGUCUUCUUGAGCCAGAGACUUGCCGUGAGCAAAUUCCCAUUGUUUGGCUUCAGUUAUAAUGAAAACAAUAAAAAGACUGUGAUACACUUUGUACACUAACAGCACACUUGUCUACUCAGAAGUUAAUUCCAUUAUCUUCAAUAGGGUUUACUCCAGGUAACUAGGUAUAGGAUUUCAGCCUAACGUUGCAUAUUUUGCAGGGUGGACGUCCCAUUGAACUGAGUGAGGCUACCAAGAAAACAAGCAUUGGAUUGGGCUGUAAAAGUGCUAUAACCUCGAUUAAUAACUAUAUUUUAUCCUAUCAAACUUCACUGUGUGAAGUUGAAAAGCCAAGAAAGGUAUUUUGUGUAAUGCCUUUUACUUCCAAAUAUUCUACUAAAUCUAUUCACCAUUUUUGUUGUUCUCCCUGCAGAGUCCCUGACUUUUCCAGGCACUUGCCAUGAAGAGAGACAGAGAGAGAGAAGUAAGGGGAAAGAAAGGAACAAGAACAUUGGUCAUAAAUCAAGCAA
Messenger RNA from Podarcis lilfordi (Lilford's wall lizard), 539 nucleotides. Lineage: Eukaryota; Metazoa; Chordata; Lepidosauria; Squamata; Lacertidae. The record is from the annotation of a GenBank genome assembly.